Myotis davidii is the source of this 1651-nucleotide messenger RNA. RefSeq names its product zinc finger protein 114 (gene ZNF114). Gene Ontology annotation, biological process: negative regulation of transcription by RNA polymerase II. Bases 1 to 1239 code for a protein of 412 amino acids. Lineage: Eukaryota; Metazoa; Chordata; Mammalia; Chiroptera; Vespertilionidae. Gene Ontology annotation, molecular function: DNA-binding transcription repressor activity, RNA polymerase II-specific. The record is from RefSeq and is a predicted model, not a curated record. The transcript is spliced from 3 exons.
AUGCGGGCCCUGAUCCCAAAGCCCGGCUCCUCCAGGCCGGGGACUUGGCUGCCCCAGGACACAGUGACCUUCGAGGAUGUGGCACUGAACUUCACCAAGGAGGAGUGGGCCCUGCUGGCCCCGGAGCAGAGGGCCCUCUACCAAGAUGUGAUGCUGGAGAACAUCCGGAACCUGGCCUCCGUCGGUGAGGUGUUUGGACAGAAAACCGAAGACGCGGCCUCUGGGCAGGACAUUCUUGCCGAAAACACAGUCCGUGAAGCCGACAGAGUGUGCCUCAGGAGCAACAACCCCACUCCAGGAGGAGACGUGGGAGGCCUCAGACCAGAGGAGCCACACCGGAGGAGGGGGCCGAGAGGGAGGAGCGUGGCGGCUGCCCGAGAGAAAGACGGCUGUCUGGUUCCAGCCUGUGAAACGAGGGAGGAGCGCGUGCCUCUGCAGGGAGAUCCCGCCAGAAAACACACACCCCAAAAUAUUCUGCAUCCAGAUGUUGUCUUAAGGGGUAACCCCAAAACCUCUGAAAACAGCGAGGACCACAGAGGACCGCGGCAGUGCAUUCGGUCAGCUCCAAGUGUGAGAACGCCUACAGAGUGGCGAUCGGUCAUGCGGGUCAAGAAUCGGAAUCGUGUGCUUCGUGCACCUGAUAAAACAUUUCGGGGGGUAAACAAUUCGGUCUACGAAUUGGGGAAACUCUUCCCAGAAGACUGUGUCCUUAGGGCACGCGAGACUCGCCUUCCAGAGAAAGUUUACGGGUCCAGUGAGCGUGAGAACGUUCCCCGAAGGAACCCCAUGCCUGCUGUGCCGGUGCAAUCUUACCCAGCGCAGACGACGAACAAGAAUAAUCCGAGUGGGAAAAGCUUCCCGCAGGUUCCACAUGCUGAGUCACACAGGGGCACGUGGAACGGAGAGAAAAGCUAUAGGUGUCAAGAUUGUGGGAAAGCCUACGCUUAUCAUUCGUACUUUCUGAAACACAGGAGCGUUCACACUGGAGAGAAGCCCCACGCCUGUCAGGAAUGUGGGAAAGCCUUCCGAUACUCGCUGCACCUCAAGAAACACUUCUUCAGACACCUUGCGGAGAAGCCCCAUAAAUGCAAGGAGUGUGGGAGGGCCUUCCACAAGUCUUGUACGCUCGCCACGCACACGAGGAUCCACACUGGGGAGAGGCCCUAUAAGUGUGCCGAGUGUGGGCAAGGCUACACGAAUAAUUCAUCGCUGAAGAGCCACCUGAAGAAGCACAGCUAAGAGAGGCCCUCCGAAGGAAAGAGAGGUGGAGAAAGCUCCGCUCUUCUCAAAAUUCUGAAUGAGUGGAGAGGACGUGUUGGAAGGGAGCUCCAUAAGCCAACGGACAGGGGAACAUCUUCCGUCAGCUCUCGCAUCGUCCAGAAAUGGGGAAUUGCACGCUGGAAAGAAAGCCGGUGAAGAUGAGAUUGGUGGAAAGCUUUUAACCUUCAUCUUUUUUUUUUUUUUGAUUGUUGACACUAUUACAGAUGUCUCCCAUUUUUUUUCCCCUUUGCUUCCCUCUACCCAGUCCCGGUCCCUCUCCCCCUCCCGCAGCCUUCACCUCAUUGUUGUCUGUAUCCACGGGCUAUGCCCAUAUGCGUAGAUGUUCUUUGGCUAAUCUCUUCCAGUGCCCCCACCCUCCAUCCCCUCUUGA